AUGUCUGGAGAGGUUCGUUUGAAGAAAUUGGAGAAACUGAUUUUGGACGGCCCGGCUCAGUCGAAUGGGCAAUGUCUCAGCGUGGAGACCUUGUUGGAUAUUCUGGUCUGCCUUUAUGAUGAGUGCAACAAUUCACCGCUCAGGAGAGACAAAAAUAUUUUGGAGUUUUUGGAUUGGGCCAAACCCUUCACCUCCAAGGUGAAGCAGAUGCGCUUACACAAGGAAGAUUUUGAAAUCUUGAAGGUGAUUGGUCGAGGAGCGUUCGGAGAGGUUGCAGUUGUGAAGGUGAAGAAUGCAGACAAAGUGUUUGCAAUGAAGAUCCUCAACAAGUGGGAGAUGCUAAAGAGGGCCGAGACGGCAUGCUUUCGGGAGGAGCGGGAUGUGCUGGUGAAUGGGGAUAGUCAGUGGAUAACUACUCUGCACUAUGCCUUUCAGGAUGACAACAACCUGUAUCUGGUGAUGGAUUACUAUGUGGGAGGGGACCUGCUGACUCUUCUCAGUAAGUUUGAGGACAGGCUUCCAGAGGACAUGGCCAAGUUCUAUCUGGCUGAGAUGGUGCUGGCCAUCGACUCUGUGCACCAGCUGCACUACGUCCACAGGGAUAUCAAACCAGACAACAUUCUGAUGGACAUGAACGGUCACAUCCGCUUGGCAGAUUUUGGCUCCUGUCUCAAACUCAUGGAGGAUGGAACAGUCCAAUCUUCAGUUGCAGUAGGGACGCCUGACUACAUCUCACCUGAAAUCCUGCAGGCGAUGGAGGACGGCAAGGGAAAGUACGGGCCAGAGUGUGACUGGUGGUCUCUUGGUGUCUGCAUGUAUGAGAUGCUGUAUGGAGAGACCCCCUUUUAUGCUGAGUCACUGGUGGAAACCUACGGAAAGAUUAUGAACCAUAAGGAGCGUUUCCAGUUCCCUCUUAACGUGGCCGACGUUUCGGAGGAGGCCAAAGACCUGAUCCGGCGACUCAUUUGCUCCCGUGAGCACCGGCUUGGACAGAACGGCAUCGAGGACUUCAAGCAGCACCCGUUCUUUUCGGGCAUCGACUGGGAAAACAUCCGUGCCUGCGAGGCCCCCUACAUCCCUGAAGUCAGCAGCCCCACGGACACUUCCAACUUUGACGUGGAUGACGACUGCCUCAAGAACUCAGAAACCAUGCCCCCACCAUCCCACACUGCCUUCUCUGGACAUCACCUCCCAUUUGUGGGCUUCACCUACACUAGUAAUUGCACGCUGUCUGACAGGGGGUGUUUGCGGGAGACUGUGGGCCUUACCCAGGUGGACGCCGGCCUGCAGCGCAGUCUGGAGGAGAGCCUGGCUUCAGAGGCCUACGAGAGGAGGAUCCGCCGUCUGGAACAGGAGAAAACCGAGCUUAGCCGCAAGCUACAGGAGUCCACCCAGACAGUGCAGGCUCUGCAGUACCCCAACACAGACACCCCACUCAGCGUUAACAAAGAGGUGGAGAUCAGGAGCCUCAAGAGUGAGAUUGACAUCCUGAAGAAACAGAUUGCAGACUCUGAACAACUGGAGCAGCAGCUGGAGGAAGCCAGUACAACUCGUAGAGAUCUGGAGGACUCUUCCAAGCUCAUCAAAACCUUGGAAAAACAGCUUAAAAGUGUCUCACAGGAAAAAGAAGAUUUUCACAAGGAGCUUCUGGAAGCUAUGGAGCGGCUGAAAGCUCAGGGGAAGGAGCUAAAGGAGGCGCACAGCCAGAGGAAGGUGGCCAUGCAGGAGUUCUCGGAGAUCAACGACCGACUCACCGAGCUACGCUCCCAAAAGCAGCGACUGGCCCGCCAACUCCGGGACAAGGAGGAGGAGAUGGAGGGACUUUCUCAGAAAGUGGAGGCGUUACGGCUGGAGGUGCGCAAGGCCGAGAGGACCCGCAAAGAGUUAGAGGGACAGGCUGAGGAGCAGAUGGCUGAGGCCCAAAAGGAGAGGAAAGUGAGAGAAAGAGCUGAGCAGUACAGCAGACAGCUAGAGGAGGAACUGGAGGGAGUCAAGCAAGCAGAGGCGGGUCUCUCUGAGACGGCGGGGAACUGGGAUCAGCAGCAGGAGGUGAGUCGACUGCGCACGGAGCUGGAAAGGAAAAGCGUUCAGCACGAGGAGGAGCUUAGCCGUAGAGAGACCCUUCACAGCGCAGAGAUCAAAGGCCUUCGCAAAGAGCUACGCGAUGCUGAAAGCCAGCAACUUGCCCUGCAGAAAGAGAUCCUGAUGCUUAAAGACAAGCUGGAGAAGACCCGCAGAGAAAGCCAAAGCGAAAGGGAGGAGUUUGAGGCUGAGUACAAGCAGAAGUAUGACAGAGAAAGGGUUCUUCUGAUGGAAGAGAAUAAGAAACUCACUGCUGAGCUGGAUAAGAUAAGCUCCAUGUUUGAGAGGCUGAGGGACAGUAACAGACAGUUGGAGGACGACAUGAGGGAGCUGGCUGAUAAGAAGGAGAAUGUUGCUCACUGGGAGGCGCAGAUCACUGAAAUCAUCCAGUGGGUGAGUGAUGAAAAGGACGCUCGUGGGUACCUCCAGGCUCUGGCCACGAAAAUGACCGAAGAGCUUGAGGGACUAAGGAACACCAGUCUGGGAGCCAAAGGCACGGACAUGCCCUGGAAGAUGCGACGCUUCGCCAAACUGGACAUGUCUGCGAGGCUGGAGCUCCAGUCGGCGCUGGACGCGGAGAUUCGGGCGAAGCAGUCCAUCCAGGAUGAACUGAACAAAGUCAAAGCUUCCAACAUCUCCACCGAAUGCAAACUGCAGGAGUCGGAGGCAAAGAACCAGGAGCUGUUAGCCGAGAUUGAGAGGUUGAGGAAGGAGACGGAGGAGCUGCGCAUGAGGAGGGGAGUGAAGCACCAGGAUUCCCAGAACUCCUUCUUGGCAUUCCUUAAUGCUCCCACCUCAGCUCUGGACCAGUUCGAUCGCUCUCCUUCCUAUGGUCCAGGAAGCAAAGGCAGACGUAUGGACUCGGUGGAAUUCACCCCCUCGAACACACCGUCGCGGGACGAAGACUCAAAGUCCCGCAGAAUGUCGUCCCGUUCCAGGUCGCCCUCCACCGCCAGCGACAUGGAGCCUAUCGAGCUGAUCGACCAUCCUGCUCGUAAUAUCCACACCCCAACUGUACGGUCCGGCUACAGCAGCCUCGGACACGGUUCACCUAAGCCCAAAGCCCACCAGUUCACGGUGAAAUCUUUCAGCAUCCCCACAAAAUGUAACCAGUGCACCUCUCUGAUGGUGGGACUUAGCCGACAGGGCUGCGCCUGCGAUGCGUGUAAUUUCUCCUGUCACGUGACUUGCGCUGAUAAGGCGCCGGCUGUGUGCCCGGUGCUGCCCGACCAAACCAAAGGCACGUUCACUUUCGACCCACAGAAGGGAACCGGCACGGCCUACGAGGGCUACGUCAAGGUGCCCAAACCCACGGGGGUGAAGAAGGGCUGGCAACGGGCCAUGGCCGUAGUGUGUGACUUUAAGCUUUUCCUGUAUGAAAUGUCAGAGGGCAAGACGGUCCAGCCCAGCGUGGCAGUGAGCCAAGUUAUAGACAUGAGGGACGAAGAGUUUUCUGUCAGCUCCGUUCUGGCUUCUGAUGUCAUCCAUGCCAACAGGAAGGACGUCCCCUGCAUAUUCAGGGUGACGGCGUCCCAUCUCUCAGCCUCCUCUGGUCAGAGGAUGUCCAUCCUUAUCCUGGCCGAUAGCGAGAGCGACAGGCAUAAGUGGGUGACGGCGCUGAACGAGCUUCACCGCAUCCUGAGGAAAAACAAGCUGAAGGAGCGCUUUGUCUACGUGCCCAAAGAGGCUUACGACAGCAUGCUGCCCCUCAUCAAGACCACGCAGUCGGCCGCCAUCAUAGAUCACGAACGUGUUGCCCUGGGUAACGAAGAGGGUCUCUUUGUGAUUCAUGUCACCAAAGAUGAGAUCAUCCGUGUGAGCGACGUUAAGAAAGUUUGCCACGUCGAGCUGAUUCCCUCGGAGCAGCUGAUAGCCGUGGUCUCGGGCCGAAACCGUCACGUGCGUCUCAUCCCGAUGACGGCGCUGGACGGGCGCGAGGUGGAAUCCAUUAAGCUCCCCGAGCCCAAAACCUGCCACGGCCUGGCCUCCGGCGUGCUGCGGAACGGCGCCCUCACCUGUCUGUGUGUGGCCAUGAAACGACAGAUCGUCUGCUACGAGAUUAACAAGACCAAGCAUCGGCACCGACUCCUCAAAGAGAUCCAGGUGCCUAACCCAGUCCAGUGGAUGUCGCUGAUGAGUGAUCGUCUGUGCGUAGGCUUCCAGUCAGGAUUUAGGCGUUACACUGUUCACGGUGAUGCCCCGCCCAUCUGCUUGCUCCACCCAGACGACCACACGCUGACCUUCGUCGGCCAGAAGUCACUGGAUGCUCUCUGUGCUGUGGAGAUCUCCAGCAAAGAGCAACUACUGUGUUUCAGCGAUGUUGGUGUCUAUGUGGAUUCUCAGGGUAGGAGAUCGCGACAGCAGGAGCUGAUGUGGCCAGCCGUACCUAUCGCCUGCUGCUACAGUGCCCCCUACCUGUCAGUUUACAGUGAGAAUGCAGUAGAUGUGUUUGACGUGAACACCAUGGAGUGGAUUCAGACCAUGCCUCUCAAAAAGGUGAGACCGUUAAACUCGGAUGGCUCUCUGAAUCUGCUGGGCUCGGAGACUGUGAGACUCAUCUACUUCAGAAACAAAACAGCAGAGGGCGAUGAGCUGGUGGUUCCAGAAGUGUGUGAUAACAGCAGGAAGCAGAUGGUUCGUAGUUUAAACAACAAGAGACGCUAUUCAUUCAGAGUGCCUGAGGAGGAGAGAUUACAGCAAAGGAGGGAGAUGCUGAGAGAUCCUGAGAAGAGGAAUAAGCUGAUCUCCAACCCAACAAACUUUAACCAUGUAGCACAUAUGGGACCUGGAGACGGCAUCCAGAUCCUCAAGGACCUGCCCAUGAAUAUGCGUGGUCAGGAUAACCGGGGCGCUUUCAGCGGUUCCGUCAGCAUUCCCUCCAUCUCUAAGACCAGAGGUGAACCCGGCAGGUCCAUGAGUGCCAGCAGUGGACUGGGAAUACGACCCUCUUCUCAGAAUGGCAGUGCUCUGAGGAGGGAGCUGUCGGGCGGCAGCUACAGCUCCAAGCGCCAGACCAUGACCUCCCCUUCGGAGAGCUCGCUGUCGUCGGGCGGGGGCAUGGAUGUGGGCGACGCCCCCCUCUCCCAGUUUGACAGAGAGGAUUCAGACUCUCCACGCCAUUCCACUGCCUCCAACAGCUCCACCUUCAGCAGUCCACCAAGCCCUGCCUCGCCCCACAAGACCAAGUCCCUCUCUCUGGAGAGCACAGGCUGGGACACAUGA
This is a messenger RNA of Chanos chanos (milkfish), 5304 nucleotides long. It is a transcript of the gene cdc42bpab, whose product is annotated as CDC42 binding protein kinase alpha (DMPK-like) b. Gene Ontology annotation, biological process: peptidyl-threonine phosphorylation; actomyosin structure organization. Lineage: Eukaryota; Metazoa; Chordata; Actinopteri; Gonorynchiformes; Chanidae. The coding region runs from base 1 to 5304 and encodes 1767 amino acids. Gene Ontology annotation, cellular component: cytoplasm; cytoskeleton; actomyosin. The transcript is spliced from 39 exons. Gene Ontology annotation, molecular function: protein serine/threonine kinase activity; ATP binding. The record is from RefSeq and is a predicted model, not a curated record.